Messenger RNA from Tripterygium wilfordii, 1504 nucleotides. Its product is annotated as probable protein kinase At2g41970. Lineage: Eukaryota; Viridiplantae; Streptophyta; Magnoliopsida; Celastrales; Celastraceae. The transcript has 8 exons. Gene Ontology annotation, biological process: protein phosphorylation. The coding region runs from base 254 to 1360 and encodes 368 amino acids. The record is from RefSeq and is a predicted model, not a curated record. Gene Ontology annotation, molecular function: ATP binding; protein tyrosine kinase activity.
AGAAGUUGUAGCUUUAAGGUAGUUUUAGCGGUUAAACACUGCCAGUGCCAGACCCGAGUUUCUUGCAUAAGAGAGCCUCUGCUCCUAAACAUAACAAUUAUUCCUCUGUUUCUUCCCCUAACUCUUCUUCUCCAUUGUUUCCUUGCUUGCCUUCGCCUCUGUGGGUUGAUCUGAAUCACAGGCUUGUUGGGAAUCGCUUGCAUUAACGAUAAAUUGGAAGAGUGAUUACCUUUGCAUGCAGAGGAUCUGAGCUAUGUUCUGCUGCGGAGGUGCAGAGGAAGAACCCAACGGUCAGCCUGCUAAUCAAUAUACAGCCCCACCCAGAGGUGGCACCCCGUAUGGAGGCGGACCUGGCGCCGGCAGUGGAAGAGGAGGGGAUCCAAGGAGUUCCAAUGUGAUGAAAACUGGUGCUCCACAGAAAGUUUUGCCAAUUGAAACUCCAGCUAUAGCAUUGGAUGAGUUAAAUAGACUGACUGGUAAUUUUGGUCAGAAGGCGUUGAUCGGAGAAGGUUCGUAUGGUCGGGUUUUCUACGCCAAGUUAAAAGAUGGUCAGGAUGCAGCAAUAAAGAAGCUUGAUACUUCACAAGAGCCAGACACAGAUUUUGGAGCUCAGUUGUCAGUAGUUUCAAGACUUCAACACGAACAUUUUGUGGAGUUGAUGGCAUAUUGUUUGGAGGCAAACAACAGAAUUCUAGUUUAUCAGUUUGCAACAAUGGGUUCUUUACAUGACGUAUUACACGGGAGGAAAGGUGUUCAAGGAGCUGAACCAGGUCCAGUUCUAACCUGGAAUCAAAGAGUUAAAGUUGCAUUCGGUGCAGCAAAAGGCCUCGAGUAUCUCCAUGAGAAGGUCCAACCCCCAAUAGUUCAUCGCGAUGUCAGAUCGAGCAAUGUCCUUCUUUUUGACGACUUUUUAGCCAAAAUUGCUGAUUUUAAUGUGUCGAAUGCAUCUUCGGAUACUGCAGCUCGAUUGCAUUCAACUAGAGUGUUGGGAACCUUUGGCUACCACGCUCCAGAGUAUGCCAUGACAGGACAGAUAACCCAAAAGAGUGAUGUUUACAGUUUUGGAGUAGUUCUACUAGAGCUCUUGACAGGGAGAAAGCCGGUAGAUCAUACAAUGCCUAAAGGACAACAAAGUCUUGUCACUUGGGCAACUCCAAGGUUGAGUGAAGACAAAGUGAAACAAUGUGUGGAUCCAAAGCUAAACAAUGAAUACCCACCAAAAGCCAUUGCCAAGUUAGCAGCAGUUGCAGCACUUUGUGUUCAGUAUGAGGCAGAUUUCAGGCCAAACAUGACAAUUGUUGUCAAAGCACUACAGCCACUUCUUACAUCAAAACCAGCAGGAUCUGACUCACAGGCAUAAAAAAAAAUGUUCUUCAACCACCAAAUCACCGGGCCAAGAUUUAUAUUCUUUCAAUUUUUUCUAUCUACUUUAUAUCGUUGUCGAGAGGAACUACUGUACUCAAAUUAUUUUUCCUUUUGGAGAUUUUGAAAGGCAAAUUGGAAA